Molecule: messenger RNA, 612 nt
Organism: Orbilia oligospora ATCC 24927
Lineage: Eukaryota; Fungi; Ascomycota; Orbiliomycetes; Orbiliales; Orbiliaceae
Exons: 3
Coding region: 1-612 (203 amino acids)
Source: RefSeq, a predicted model, not a curated record
AUGAAGUUCUUCGGCUCCUCCAUCUUCACAUUCGGUCUCAUCGCCGGCUCUUUUUUCACUUCUGCUGCCGUUAUUCCGGCAGAAAAGGCAGCACUCGCCCCAAUUGAAAAGCGAGCCGUGGAUCUUAAUACCGCUAUCGGUAUUGUGCAAAGCGUUUAUACCAAAGUUCAAGUUGUCACUGGCAAGAUCAACUCUACGGUCGCUGGCCUUAGCAACCCCGUUAAUCCUGUCGAGGGCGCCGCCGCGGCGCUGGAGUUCAACACCGCUAUUACAGAAAUUACUGCUAUUGUUACUGGUGGUAUCGCCGAAAUCAAUGGAGCUGCUUCAAACCCUGUUAGCAGAGCUCUUGCUGUUCGACAAGCGACCAGUACCGAUCUUGCAGGUCUUGUAACUAAUCUCUUGCUUGAGAUCUCGGGAGCUUUGAAUGGUAUUCUUGCUGUUUUGGGACUUCAAGCGUUGCUCGCUGGUACCCUUGGUGGCCUUGUUGCUGCACUUUCUGCCCUCCUUCUUGCACUUGUUCCGGUUGUCGAUAACCUCCUUGAGCUUGUCCGCAGGCUUUUGGAUGGUCUUCUUAUUGGACUUAGCGCUGCUCUUGCUGGGUUGAUUAUUUAA